Messenger RNA from Anolis sagrei ordinatus, 8279 nucleotides. RefSeq names its product TAO kinase 2 (gene TAOK2). Lineage: Eukaryota; Metazoa; Chordata; Lepidosauria; Squamata; Anolidae. Gene Ontology annotation, molecular function: protein serine/threonine kinase activity; ATP binding. The record is from RefSeq and is a predicted model, not a curated record. Gene Ontology annotation, biological process: protein phosphorylation. Gene Ontology annotation, cellular component: cytoplasm.
CGAAGCCCCCUUCCCAUCCUCCUCCCCGCCCCACUUCCCCGUCAGGACUGCCUUGCGGGCCUUCCCUACAACCCCACCCAUUCGCCCUUAUAUCUUUAAACCCUUAAGAAUAAAUACCUUUAGGCAGCCCCUUCCCAUCUAGAGCAGGCUGCAGCAUUUCCCCAGACACCCCCAUAGCUUUCCCCUCAUCUGUAAGGCCUCCCUUGUCCUGCAUUUGCCCUGAUUUGGGGUUCCCACCCUCCCCGAAAUAAGGCCCAGAGAUCCCUUGGCUGCAGAUCUCUCCCAGCCCCUCCCCUACAAAAGAGGAAGACCUUGGGCCAGCAGAGAUCAGCUUCUCCCCUUUCUCCCCUUUUGCUGCAGCCAUGCCCCCAUCGCUUCCCCUUUAGCCCUCCUCCCCUGCACGUCUUCCCUUCUACAGAGGCUUUCUUCCCCAGCUGUAGAGCGGCUGAAUUGGCUGUCCAUGCCCAGUGCCUCCUCCUCCGACCCAGAGGCCUUCCUCAUCCAAGGAAGCCCGCGACAGUUCCCUGUGAACCCUCUCCUUUGAUUGGAAGAAGGUGGAGGUGGUGGUGGUGGUAGUUGGGGGUGUACUCCCCACCUCCCAUACCCUGGAGCUGGAGCCGCAAGGGAACACAGUAUCCAGGCAGCAGCCCAGACUUACAGGUAAAGGGUGAGAGUGAGGCCCAGCCUCUUCCACGGCCAUCAUGCCGUCGAAUGCUCGGGCUGGCAGCUUGAAGGAUCCUGAGGUGGCUGAACUUUUCUUCAAGGAUGACCCUGAGAAGCUCUUUGUUGAUCUGCGGGAGAUUGGCCAUGGCAGCUUCGGCGCUGUGUACUUUGCCAGAGACAUACGCAACAAUGAAGUGGUGGCCAUCAAGAAAAUGUCCUACAGUGGGAAGCAAUCAAAUGAGAAGUGGCAAGACAUUAUCAAGGAGGUGAAGUUUCUGCAAAAGCUGCGGCAUCCAAACACAAUCGAGUAUAAGGGCUGCUAUCUACGGGAACAUACAGCAUGGCUGGUGAUGGAAUACUGCCUAGGUUCAGCCUCAGACUUGCUGGAAGUGCACAAGAAACCACUGCAAGAAGUAGAGAUUGCAGCCAUAACUCAUGGCGCCCUGCAGGGGCUUGCGUACCUGCAUUCGCACAACAUGAUUCACAGAGAUGUGAAAGCUGGGAAUAUAUUGCUGACAGAACCAGGACAAGUGAAGCUGGGGGACUUUGGCUCAGCCUCCAUCAUUGCUCCUGCUAACUCUUUUGUUGGCACUCCAUACUGGAUGGCUCCUGAGGUGAUCCUAGCCAUGGAUGAGGGACAAUAUGACGGCAAGGUGGAUGUCUGGUCACUUGGUAUCACUUGCAUCGAACUUGCGGAGCGCAAACCACCUCUCUUUAACAUGAAUGCUAUGAGUGCCUUAUACCACAUCGCCCAGAAUGAUUCUCCUCUCCUCCAGUCCAGUCACUGGUCCGAAUAUUUCCGGAACUUUGUGGAUUCGUGCCUGCAGAAGAUCCCCCAGGACCGCCCAACCUCUGAUGUGCUGCUCAAGCAUCGCUUCCUCUUGAGAGAACGACCUCAGACAGUUAUCAUGGACCUGAUCCAACGGACCAAGGAUGCUGUCAGGGAGCUUGACAACUUGCAGUAUCGCAAGAUGAAGAAAAUCCUUUUCCAGGAGGCACAGAAUGGCCCAAAUGCUGAAGCACCAGAAGAAGAGGAGGAGGUGGAGCAGUUUCUCCACCGGACAGGCACCAUUAACAGCAUGGAGAGCAGCCAUUCGGUGCCCAGCAUGUCCAUCAGUGCCAGCAGCCAGAGCAGCAGUGUCAACAGCCUGGCAGAUGCCUCCGAUGAUGACGAUGGGGCUGAGAUCGCCAUGAUGCAGGAAGGCGAGCACACAGUCACCUCCAACAGCUCAGUCAUCCAUCGUCUCCCGGGCCAUGACAAUUUGUACGAUGACCCCUAUCAGCCUGAGAUGGAGCCCCAGAGCUCAUCCUCAGCUGCCCGACGCCGUGCCUACUGCCGCAACCGAGACCACUUUGCCACCAUCCGUACUGCUUCCCUGGUGACUCGUCAGAUCCAGGAGCAUGAACAAGAUUCAGCCCUGCGGGAUCAGAUGAGUGGCUACAAGCGGAUGCGUCGCCAGCAUCAGAAGCAGCUCUUGGCUCUAGAGAACAAGCUCCGGGCAGAGCUAGAUGAGCACCAACUGCGGCUGGACAAGGAGCUGGAGGCCCACCGCAACAACUUCUCUGCUGAGGCCGAGAAACUGGCCAAGAAGCACCAAGCUAUUUUUGAGAAGGAGGCCAAGGCAGCCCUGGCAGAGGAGAAAAAAUUCCAGCAGCAUAUCUUGGGCCAGCAGAAGAAAGAAUUGGGCAAUUUGCUGGAAUCACAGAAACGCCAGUAUAAGUUGCGCAAAGAGCAGCUCAAAGAGGAACUUCAGGAGAACCAGAGCACACCCAAGCGGGAGAAGCAGGAGUGGCUGCUGAGGCAGAAAGAGAACAUGCAGCAUUAUCAGGCUGAGGAAGAGGCCAACCUUCUGCGUCGUCAGCGGCAAUACUUUGAGUUGCAGUGCCGCCAGUACAAGCGCAAGAUGCUGCUGGCACGCCACAAUUUGGACCAGGACUUGCUGCGUGAGGAGUUGAACAAAAAACAGACUCAGAAGGAUCUUGAGUGCGCUAUGCUGCUGCGCCAGCAUGAGUCCACCCAGGAGCUGGAGUUCCGGCACUUGCACACCGUCCAGCGCACCCGCACAGAGCUCACCCGCCUACAGCACCAAACUGAGCUUUCGAACCAGCUGGAGUACAACAAGCGUCGCGAGCAGGAGCUACGCCAGAAACAUGCCAUGGAGGUCCGGCAACAGCCUAAGAGCCUCAAAUCCAAGGAACUGCAAAUCAAAAAGCAGUUCCAGGACACCUGCAAGAUCCAGACGCGGCAGUACAAGGCCCUCCGCAACCACCUCUUGGAGACCACCCCGAAGAGCGAGCACAAAGGGAUCCUCAAACGCCUGAAGGAUGAGCAGACGCGCAAGCUGGCCAUCCUCGCCGAGCAGUACGACCACAGCAUCAAUGAAAUGCUCUCCACCCAGGCCCUGCGGUUGGAUGAGACACAAGAGGCAGAGUACCAGGUCCUCCGGAUGCAGCUGCAACAGGAGCUGGAGCUGCUGAAUGCCUAUCAGAGCAAAAUCAAGAUCCACACAGAAGCGCAACAUGAACGGGAGAUUAAGGAGCUUGAGCAGCGGGUAUCCAUCCGCCGGGCACUGCUAGAGCAAAGGAUUGAGGAGGAGAUGCUGGCCUUGCAGAAUGAGCGUUCCGACCGCAUCCGGAGCCUCUUGGAGCGGCAAGCCCGGGAGAUCGAGGCCUUUGACUCGGAGAGCAUGCGCCUGGGAUUCAGCAACAUGGCACUCACAGGCAUUCCAGCUGAAGCCUUCAACCAAGGCUAUACUGCCCCCCCUCAACCCUGGCCCUCCCGCCCUGUUCCCCGCAGUGGCUCCCAUUGGAGCCACGGCGUCCAGAACACAGCCGGCGCUCCUCACGCAUGGAGACAGCCCCCCAUGCUGGCCCCGCCCCCUUCAGCCUGGCUCCACCCUCCUUCUUCUUCUCCUUCCUCUUCCUCCUCCUCUUCCUCCUCAGCCCCCGGUGGCCGCUCCAACGUGGUCAUGCUGAGGAACAGCCCACAGCCGCUGCGGCGCACGGCUUCGGGCGGCCAGUCGGACCAGGGCAUCAGCCGCUCGGCCAGUGUCACCUCUCACAUCCUCAAUGGGUCGCACUUUUCCUAUUCGUGAGGCGAUUGGGCGAGGACAGGGAGACUUUUUCCAGAAGGAGACAGGGGAUUGGCUGUUGGAGAGGGGUGGGAAGUGGGGCAUGUUUGCCAGGGCUCAGCAAGAUUUUUAAAAAGGGGGAUGGGGGAGAUGCUGUGAAACCGAACCCCAGUGGAAGGCUCCUCAGCCAUCGCCAGGAGCCUUUGAGUUGCCACCACCUCGCAAGCACAGAGAUGCAGAAGACUGGACUGUGAGAUUGGGGAGGUUGAAUUCUUGCCCUCUGGAGCACGCCUGGCGCCUCCUCAGAUCGUGGUUUCCUAUCCCCCGCCAAACGGAUGGAGACACCGAAGCUGCGGACAUGACGUGGGCCAUCAGUCCUUGCAUCCCUGGCUGUUGUCGGUCACUCCCCCAGCGUUGCUGCAAUCUGUAGAUGGAGAGAGACAUAGAACAGUGCCCAGCAAUGGAGACUAAAUUAAUCUCUGCAGGGUGGGAAUGAAAAUAGUCCCAAUCCCACACCUGGUAAGAGAAAAAGAGAGGGCGGGGAUGGGGAGGGGGGAGAUCCUACAUUGGAACAGAUUCACAGUUCUUGAUUGUGCCCCUAUAGUUUGCCCGCUGGGGGCUUUGAACAGAACUGCCGCAGUCAGAAAACCUGUUUGUUAUCUUUCUCUUGCAUCAUUAUUCCUUAAAUCAGCUGAAGUAGUGAGAGGAAUUAAAAUUAGUGGGCCUGGAUUUGGAGAGGACCCUGGAUUGCCGGUGGUGGCGGUCAGUCUGUGCAUGCGUAGAACUAUCAGAUUGACAGUGAAGAACUUUCCCUCCUUUCUUGGGUGCGGAUGUUGACUUUUUGAUCCUGCCCAAUGCCCUACAGACAACAGAACUCAAAUCUGCUUCUGGACCAUUCUCACCAGAAACCUUCCUUAACUUUACUGUAUGUUGGAUGGCGAGGGAGGUGUACAUCACAAGAUGCUCUAGGCUCUUGCCAGCCUUUGCCCCAUUUGUCAGAGAGUGGCUUGCUCCAGCUCUCAGGACUUACCUUGGCACCAUCUUGGUCCCACGUGGCUGGGAACAGAAGGGACCGGGGAGAAAGAUGGCCCUAAAACAGUCCUCACAUUCCUGUCAUGAGCCAGAAUGUAGACUUUCAGUAGUGCCCUCAACCCACCUGCCCAUUUGUCUGUUUGGUGAUAUGGACUGAAGUCCAUGCAAUCCCAGGUAUCUUUUCAUCAUGAAAACUACAUCUCCCUCCUUCUCUGGGGAUGACGGGUAGGGAAUCCACCUCACCAGUCCUGUAAUUCAGAUGGACUUUGAACAAUAGUCCUUUCCCCGUGCUUAGCAUUAAAAUUUAGUUUCCUGACCACAGUCUGAAGUCUCCAAAAUAUCAAUUCCUUCUUCUCUGUUGAGCCUGGUUUUCUCCUUGCAGCCUUCUCCUAGAACUCUUUGGCCCCUUUCAGAUUUGCCUCCAGGCUACGGCUCUUCUUCUCCACGUGGCUGAUAUACACCUUACUGGAGAGGUUUAGUUUACCCAGAUCUGGAGCCCCGGGUUCAUAGCUGCAUGCAAGAGAUCAGUUGGCCAGCAGAGUGAAGAACAUAUUUUGCAUUAGGAAAUAAUUAUGGAGAAGACCCUUCUUCACCCCACUUUUCCCUAUGCUUUCUCUUUCCCAUAUUUUCUCCCAAUUUUUCUUCCCUACCCCAAGAACAUUGCAAAACACCCAAUAUGAUCAAACCCCAAGGCUGGAUACCCAGGGUUUGGGAACAGGGUCAACUUGUCAAAAUAAGGAAUUGGGUUUUUAGAGGUCUGGUUGCCUUUCUCCUUUUGCAUUUGCUAAAAUAAUUUUCUCUAGUCAAAAAGAUUGAACAAUUUUCCUGAUGGAAAACAAGCCCUCCUCUUAGUUACCCCCAGAUCUUAUGUGGGUCAGACUGAGAUGAUGCCACCAGUCAGUAGAAAACGUUUUGAACGUUAUGUGCACUAAUUUCUUGUGUCAUCGAUUGAAGGAUAAAUAGGCAACUCUGCAAGUGAAGAUAAUUUUGUAUUCCGUUUCUUCUCCAGCAGGAGAUUUUGAAACUGUGGCACAGUAUUGCCCAAAUGUGAUGCCUUUCAGAUGUAUUGGAUUAUAACUCCCAUCAUGCUCAGCCAACAUGCCCCAUUACUCUGCUGGGUGAGGAUAAUGAGAGGAGCAGAAAUCUGAAGGACAUCCUAUUAGGGAAGGCUACUGUAGCAUAUAUAAACAAAAAUUGGGCUUCUUCCAAAAAUGUUCUAGGUAGGAUUAAGAAGCACCGGUGUAUGUCCAUUCAGAGUUGGGACACUGUGGACAGGUAUUUAAAAUUGGGGAGAAAUAUCAUAAUGAAAACACGUCUAAAAAGCCCUGUUCUGAGAAGAUGUCCCUCCAAUAUUUGUUUUCCUUUCAUGGUCAUAGCAUGACCAUUCUUCCACCCUAUCAGGAGGAUUGCCAUGUUGAUAUCCAAUAGCAGAUGAGAUACUAAAGCUGUUACUGGACUGUUUUUAUUUUGAGUUUCAGCUGGAUGAUAAUAUAACUGGAUCUUUAAAUAGUACCCUGUACAAAGAAAAGCGGGAGGGCAGAGAAGCAAGAUCUUUAUCUGUCUGCCUCCCGCGUGCAAUAUGUGUUCAUGGUUUUCCUGUAGGGAAGCUGUUGUCUCUCUGACCUGUUGUCCAGAGUUGAACAGUAUAAGAAGAGCUCUAGUUUCCACCUGCUUGUUUGUCUGAAUUAGGCCUGCGAUCAAUCAGGAAAGGACAAAAUGUAUAUGAGCCGUGCAAAAGAAAUUCAAGUUAUUCAAGGAAGAAUGAAGCAAUCCUUUCUUUGGGGAAGGAAGUGGGGAAAUAGUUUUGUGAUCCGAAAGAUAAAUGGGAGUGGGAUUUAAAAAAUCCCUCUUUGCAGAUUUCUCCUAGUGGGCAGGGAAUGUUUGCUUUAUGGGAUAUAUAGUAUUCUGCUUGGGAAUGGUCCCAAGUGAUGCACAAAGCAAAGGGAGAGUUGAAUGUGAGCUAAGGGGAAAAAACAUGUUUGCCAACAUGGAGCUAGACCAUUUUUACAAAGAGUUAAAUCUCAAUGUGUUGUCGAAGGCUAUCGUGGCCAGAAUUACUGGGUUGAGUCCAUUUUCCGUGCUCUAUGGCCAUGUUCCAGAAGCAUUCUCUCCUGAUGUUUCGCCUGCAUCUAUGGCAGGCAUCCUCAGAGGUUAUGAGGCCCCCACACCAAGAAGACCUUACAACCUCUGAGGAUUCUUGCCAUAGAUGCAGAUGAAAUGUCAGGAGAGAGUGCUUCUGGAACAUGGCAUUCUCUUCUGACAUUUUGCCUGUAUCUAUAGCAGGCAUCUUCAGAGGUGGUGAGGAUGCCUGCCAUAGAUGCAGGCAAAACAUCAGGAGAAAAUCCUUCUGGAACAUGGCAUUCUCUUCUAACGUUUUACCUGCAUCUAUGGCCGGCAUCUUCAGAGGUUGUGAGCCCCCCAUACCAAGAAGACCUCACAACCUCUGAGUUCACCUGCCAUAGAUGCAGACGAAACAUCAGGAGAGAAUACUUCUGGAACAUGGCCAUACAGCCCAAAAAACGCACAACAACCCAGUAAAAUCUCAGUUGGAACAAGAUUUUGAAGCAGCUCUUUCCCUCUGGUUUAGGGAAGUGUUCGUUUUGAAAAUCCUUUGGUUUCUAGGAAUGAGAUACAGGAGUUUCCUUCUUGGUGUGGGGAACUUUGAAACCCUGGGCCCCAUGUCUUAUCAUCACAAACCCUUCUUUGCCCACCAAAUAACCCCUCUGUACCCACCCAAAUGUGCUUUCAAUCUGGGACGUUCUCAAAGUCCUGGGCCAACCUGACUUCUAGAACCCUUUCCCACCGUUCAUAAAACUUUACUAAACAAGGCCACCAUUUCCAACCAGUAGCAAGUGGGAGGGAAGGGAUGAGAAUGGGAUUUCUUUUUUUCCCUUUUGUUACUUCAAGAUGUUCAGUUAGUGAUUUUUCUGCCUGCCUGGGAUUGGGAAAUGGGGGCAUGGGGAGGGACGGGGCCAGAGGGGCUUGAUGUAUUAUAAUAAUUAAUCCUUUCGUUUCUAAAAAAAAGAGAAUCCUUUUUCUGUUUUUUGGUGCCAUAACUUCCCCUGUGUACAGUUUACCUCUUCCUGUCUUCCUUCCCUGCUUCCUUUCUUUCUUUUUUUGGUGCUUUCCUUCUCUUCCCUCCUUCCCUUCUCUCUUUCUCUUUUUUUUCUUCCUGUCUCCCUAUGUGUGGGUGAUUAAAAACUAAUGUGAGUGUGUGUAUGUAUGUGUGUAUGUCUUUUUUUAUAUAUGAAGAAAAAAUGUUUGGGGGAAACUUAGACAUAUGUGUCCUAUGGAAUGUAUUAGAAAAUAAAAAAACACUUUUUUUAAAAAAAACAAUACAACCACCACCACCACGAUGGGGCAGGGAAGCUUGAGUCUUACUGGGAUCGGGGAGCAAAAUAAACGGAAUAAGAACACAAGGAUGGAAUUGGUUUGCUCUCCCAGGAGCUACCAGUGGGGUAGAUUUCGGGAUGGGGUGAGAAAUCUUUUAAUAAAAAUGUUGAAUAUUUAAAA